Stylophora pistillata is the source of this 780-nucleotide messenger RNA. Its product is annotated as E3 ubiquitin-protein ligase TRIM45. The record is from RefSeq and is a predicted model, not a curated record. Gene Ontology annotation, molecular function: zinc ion binding; protein binding. Lineage: Eukaryota; Metazoa; Cnidaria; Anthozoa; Scleractinia; Pocilloporidae.
AUGGUGGGAAUCAAAAAUCAGCAAGGCAAUGACUGUGCUACGGAAGUGCGAGUCCAAGUUAACAAAGAUGGUAGUUACAAAGUCAGAUAUUUCCUCAAAGACACAGGAAAAUGCCGACUAUCAGUGAAAGCAAAUGAAGAACAUAUUCGAGGCAGUCCAUUUGCUGUUAACACGAAACCCAGACAGUUCAGACCCUUGUUAUCUUUUGGAAAAGAAGGGUCGUCAGUUGGAAUGCUUGCCGGUCCAUAUAGAGUGUCAGUGAAUGAACGAGAUGAAAUUUCCGGGACUGAGACUGGUAACCACAGGAUUCAGGUAUUCAGCAGUGAUGGAACUUACUUGAGAUCUUUUGGUAGUGAGGGUAAUAAUAAGGGAGAGUUUAAUUUCCCUUCUGGCAGAGCACAUGAUACGAACAAUAACAUUACAGUAGUAAACAAAGAAAACCACAGCGUUCAAUUGUUUAAUGAGCAAGGUGAGUACCUGAGCCAGGCUGGUGGUGAAGGAAAUCUUGAUCACCAGCUGAGUAAUCCUUUUGGUUUAUCUGUUGACGGGAAUGGAAAUAUCAUUGUUGCGGAUGAGGGCAACAGCCUUAUAAAAACCUUUUCAUCCAAUGGCCAGUUUUUGUAUAAACUUGGUGAAGGUAAAGAUUUUACUGCUCCUCUUCACUGUAUUCAAUAUAACAAACAUCUCAUAAUGUCAGACAGUUAUGAACAUUAUAUCAAAGUGUUUGAUAUAAAAGGUGAUUUUUUGUACAAUUUUAGAAAUAAGGGGGACGGGGGAUGA